This is a messenger RNA of Elaeis guineensis (African oil palm), 789 nucleotides long. RefSeq lists its product as uncharacterized. Lineage: Eukaryota; Viridiplantae; Streptophyta; Magnoliopsida; Arecales; Arecaceae. The record is from RefSeq and is a predicted model, not a curated record.
CCCUCGAGCUGUGAAAGUUUUGGGCCUUCUUAUCUUUGUUCCCAAAUGGACCUCCUCGGAGCGCCGCUGGAGGCCCUGGCGUUCCGCUACCCCGCCGACGUCGCCGUCUGGCUCUGGGCGUGGUUCGCCGUCCUCGCCGCCGCACUCGGCCUCUGGCGCAUCCGCGCCGCCCAUCCUCCUGCUCCCAAGCCCCCCCGUCCCUUGGACCCCAUCGGAGCUGAAGCCGUCUCGGCGCCGGCUCUGAUGGAGCAGUCACCGAGCUGCAACGCUGACGGGAUUGCCACGCCCAAAGCGCGCUUCAUGGCGUACUUCCACGCCGACGACGACAGCGACGAGAAGGAGCGGGGUGGCGGCGUCAGUGACGGUGACGGAGAGGAGACAGAGGAGGAGGAGGAGGAGGAGACGCCAUGGGGAUGGGAGCGGAGGAUGGUGAGGAACGGUGGGAACCUGGGGUGGUACCGUUACCAGGAUGAUACAGCGUUUAACGGUGGCGUCGUGAGGCUGUGGGAUGGCAACGUACGGCUGACGGUGACGGCGGGGAAGGUGCGACGGCGGACGUAGGGGCAGAACGGGAAUAAGUGGAGAGAUGGAAUACUUAUGCGGUGUAUACAGCCGGGAACGACGCGCCCGGAAUUUGCUACUUUAAAGUUUUCUUCGAAAUGACAAUUUUGCCCUUUCAUUUCUGGGAACCGUGAUUAUUAUGUGGUGGUGCAAGGCAAUGACCAAGAGGAGGGUAGUUUCAAGAACUUCUCUUUUGUUUUAUGAAAAUAAUGUAAGAAAUUUGUGAAA